Naegleria fowleri is the source of this 1563-nucleotide messenger RNA. RefSeq lists its product as uncharacterized. NCBI's taxonomy places the organism in Eukaryota, Heterolobosea, Eutetramitea, Acrasida, Naegleriidae. Gene Ontology annotation, molecular function: protein binding. The transcript is spliced from 2 exons. The coding region runs from base 1 to 1563 and encodes 520 amino acids. The record is from RefSeq and is a predicted model, not a curated record.
AUGCAAAGUCAUUCAGUAUCUUUGCUUAUCGACAUCAAUAAUGAUGAAAGUCCUUCAGAAAGAUCUCAAUCCAUUGAAGAAUUAUUUUUAAAACCUCAUGAUCAAGCGAGUAUGAUGAUUCCGAUCGAGUACCAAAUUUCAAGUUUUGCAAAAGUUCGAGGAUUAGGCUUGUACGGCAUCCCUUGGCAUCCGACUGGAAACGCAAGCGCUGUGUUUAUUAGUGCACCUCAAAAGACAAGGAAAACUAGUCCCUUGCAGUUCGCCAAUGUACGAUAUGAAGUUGAAGAAGAUGUUGAUCGAUUUUAUUUAUUUAAUGGAUUUGAACGAUGGUAUGAACAUGCUAUGGAAGAUGUUGAUUUUGUAGAAUUUGUGAGAUUGCACUCACCUCGCGCAAUUCUGGAUCACCCUUCAACGAUAGAGUCACCGAAAUUACCCAGAUCUGAGGAUGAUGAAGAACCUUUUUUUCCUGCUAUCGACAUGGAUACUGUGGUUUUAGACGAUUUGAACUUGACAACAGUCAUGAAACAAGCUCGAGAAAAAUAUCAACUGCAAGCUACUCAACCAAAUGCCAGUGUUUUUAAGCCAAGAGAUUUUCGUUCGACGACCAUUUCAAAAGAUCGUCCCAGUUGUCGCAUAUAUCAUUCAACGGCAUUUGAUUCACAAAACAAUUGUGUUUAUAUUUAUGGUGGAUUCAUACGUGGGCGUAUCAUGUCUAAUGAUGUUCUGAAAAUGACAUUUAAGAAUGGAUCUGCAGAUCAAAACAAUAGUGGUGGUAGCAUUAAUGAUGAAUGUGUCUCAGAAAUAUUGACAAGCAAAUUUAAAUUAAUUGGUAAAACGGAAGCCAAUGAUGCUCCUGGUGAAGUACCCUUCAGGGAAGGUCAUACAGCCAUUAUACGACGAGGAAAGAUGUAUGUGUUAGGAGGCAAUGCAGGUCGAAGUGGGACCUUUGAAAGAGAAAUGUUGGUUUUUGAUUUUAAGACAUUCACAAUAGAGCCAGUGACUGUUAAGGGUGAAUCGUUUUCUCAUCGUGCAUAUCAUUCUGCGACAUAUUUAGAAAAGUAUGACAUUAUGAUGGUAUGUGGUGGAAAAUUGAGACCAGGUCAAGGAGCUCCUCUUUCUUCUCAAUGCUUUAUCUUCCAUUUUGCCACAAACACCUGGGAACUGCUGGACCCAACCAUAUUCAGAAUGCCAACACUCUCAGGACAUCAACUCUUGACAAUAUCGAAUAGUGUCAUUGCUGUAGUUGGUGGCUCACAAAUAGCGUAUGGAAAUGGCUCAGAUAUGUCUAAGUUUAUAUACCUGUAUGAUGCUGAGAGUAGAGAGUUUUGCAGCUUUGAUUUAUCAUAUUAUGGCUUCAAGGGAAGAUAUUCCAUGCCUGCUGCGUACAGUGAGAAAUGUAAAUUAAUAGCUAUUGGAGGAGGUUAUACGAACGACUGUGAUGAAAGUUUAUCAAUUAUUUAUUUGGAAACGACUCGAUCUGCUUCCAAGCAUUUCCACCAUCGACUUUUGAGACCCAAAUAUUAUGACAUUUCUAUUGUUACAUGUGAAGGAGCUUCUAAUUAG